Molecule: messenger RNA, 1170 nt
Organism: Cryphonectria parasitica EP155
Lineage: Eukaryota; Fungi; Ascomycota; Sordariomycetes; Diaporthales; Cryphonectriaceae
Exons: 1
Source: RefSeq, a predicted model, not a curated record
UUCCUCGAAGACCCGCGUCUGCGACAGCGCUGGAACCAGAUCUCCCACACCACCGAAGCCGUCACCGAGAACGCCGCCGCCGGCAUCUGGACCUUCCAGCAGGACUACAUCAAUCCAUGUCUAGGCGCAGUUGGCGACGCGAUCGAGCCCUGCAUUACCCCUUGCUUUGGCAACCGCGACGAGCGCGCACGCUGGGCCCGCGCCAGGGAGCAUCACCAGUAUGCCACCCGCGCCGAGUACACCUUUGACUUUUACGAUGACUGGGACGACGACGACGAACUGCUCGCCAAUUCGGGUGGGCCCGGCAUACUAGGCGGCUGGGGAGGCGGCUUGCACGGGGGCGGCGGAGGCGGCAGCGGUGGUGGGACGUCCAGCAGGGGGGAAGACUGGGACCGCCUGAUCGGCGGGUCCGGCGCCGCAUCGAGGAGGAGCAAUGCUGGUGAGGUCGGCGAUCAGCCGAGGCGGAAGAGGGGCAUGAGCUACGGCACACGCGGCGGCAGGCGCAAGAGUGACGAGGAGGACCCCACUAUCAUACCGAGCACAACCCCUCUGGGCUUUUUGGGCCGCCUGCCGUGGAAGAUUGGGGGCACGCUGCGGUACAAACCUAGCGCGGCCUUCUUGCAGGACCACCCCGGCGCGUCGAGUCACCCGGACGAGAACCAGCCGCUGCUGGACUCGGACGGCGGAGACGAGGAAGCCGUCCGCCCGCAGACCAUCAUAGCACAGAACAGGAAGCGAAGUGGCACAGCCGGCUCGGGUGACACGUCGGACUCGUACAGGUCGAGGGGUGAUCUGUUCCCCAGCGACGGUGAAGAGUACGAAGACGCUCUGGAGAUUGAUGACGAGUUCGCCGUGGGCCUCGAGAGGGUGGACGACCGGUCCAGCACAACCAAGGGCAAACGGCCAGCUGGCAGUCGGCGGGUGUCGAGGACGGUCUCGGGAACGACCUUGUCAUCGCGCACGUCCAGGUCCCCGCUGCAGAGCAGGAGAGGCUCCGGCGAGCCGAGCCCCAACAUGGAGAGCUCGACGCACUCGCUCAUGGCCUCCUCGAUCGAAGACCUGCAUCGCGAGGAGGAGGAGGUCAAGCGGCAGGAGGACCAAGAGAUCGCCCGCAAGAGGGAGGCGGCCACUCAGCUGGCCCGGGAGCGUGGGUUGUCGGCAAGUGAGAAC